UGCAAGCCAUAACUUAAACUCCAGUGACCACCGACUGAGGAUAUAAUGACUGUGAAAAGCUAUGGCUUUUACGGUAUAUAUAUGUAUAAACAAAUUAAAACCCAAGUUGCUCUUCAUUCUUUAGUGAUCAAGAAAGAGAAAAUCCAUUAGCAAACCCAUCCAGAGAGUCCAGAGCUUUCUCUUGAAAGUUAUCAGAUACAAUCAAGAUCCCCUACGGCUUAGCUGUUUAUUUUUUAGACCCUAUUGCCCAUACGCCCAUAACGCCUUUGUCAGUUUUCUUUAUAUAUAUAUAUAGAGAUAGAUUCGUAGAUUCGUCUAUGUAUAGAGAGAUAGCCAUGUUCUCUUUAACAUCAGGCAAGAAUAACAGUACUACUUCUGCUGCAAAAGAGAUUAUUAGAGAGAAGAGAAUGAAGAUCAAAUGUGAUGUUUGUGGCAUGGCUGAGGCCUCUGUGUUUUGUUCUGCAGAUGAAGCUGCUCUUUGUGAUGGUUGUGAUCGCCAUGUCCACCAUGCAAAUAAGCUUGCAAGCAAACACAUGCGCCACUCUCUUCUUCAUCCUUCCUCUAAACAAUCCCCUCUUUGUGAUGUCUGUCAGGAGAGACGAGCCUUCCUCUUCUGCCAAGAAGAUAGAGCUAUUCUUUGCAGAGAAUGUGAUCUUCCAAUCCACAAAGCCAAUGAACAUACCAAGAAACACAACAGAUUUCUUCUCACAGGCGUCAAGCUCUCUACUUCUUCUUCUUUAUACCCAAGAUCACCUUCUUCCAACAGCUGCAACACAAGUAUGAACACUAACAAUAGGAAAAGCCCCCAGCAGACAUGCCUACAUAAUCCCUGUAGCUUUUCCAAUGAAAUCUUCAGUUGUCCUUCGGUUGAAAUACAAUCACCGUCAAUAGCAAAUGAUAGUCACCACAGCGAUAACAUUUCAAUUUCAACGAGUAGCAUUUCUGAGUACUUAGAGACACUUCCGGGCUGGCGAGUCGACGAUUUCCUUGAUCCUUCAAUUGCUCCUGAUGAUGGUUUCUGUAAGGGUGUUAGCGUUGAGACUCAUGAACACUACCCCUUCUGCUGACUUUAUCCCUGCGAAUUUGAUGCAGAGUUUUUCCAAUUUUUCGCCAUUGGUGGAGGAUCAAGAUCUUGAAAGCCAUAUUAGUUCUUUUUCCCAGGAAGAUUUAGCCUUCUGGGUACCUCAAGUCUCAACCCAAUUACCUCAACAAGAUCCUGCAUACCAUUCCCAGAUUAAAGGAGGUUUGCUUAAUGGAUCGAAGGAGUCCAAAGAAGUAAACAAUCGGAAAGAUAACAGGAAAUGGAUAAUUGAGGAUGCUUUUACAGUUCCUGAGAUGAGCCAUAAAGCAUUCAAGAAAUCCAGGCAUUUCCCAUAGAAGAACACGCAAAAUUUGUGCUUCAAGAGUUCUUCUGUUGAUCUGACUUCUGAGUCAGUUGAUGGCAACCAUUUUUUACUCUGAGAGAAGGAAGUGAAAGUGAAGUUUGUUUCAUGGGUUGCCUAGACCUGGAUAUUCGUGUUGAACACAUAUUUUUUUACUGUAUAUUUUAUAUCUUAAAUUUAUAUUAAAUCAAAUUAAAAAAAAAAAUCCUUAUUUCAUACCACCUUGUAAUUUCUUGGUCAACUGAAAACAGUGCACUAAGCAAGAUAUUUGCUGGAUUGGAAAAAGACCUCCACAUUAAUUAAAUGUGACUAUUACAACUUAUUGUUUAAUUGAACUUCUCUUUUUUGCAAUA
This is a messenger RNA of Hevea brasiliensis (rubber tree), 1735 nucleotides long. Its product is annotated as B-box zinc finger protein 20. Gene Ontology annotation, cellular component: nucleus. The record is from RefSeq and is a predicted model, not a curated record. The transcript is spliced from 3 exons. The coding region runs from base 318 to 1067 and encodes 249 amino acids. NCBI's taxonomy places the organism in Eukaryota, Viridiplantae, Streptophyta, Magnoliopsida, Malpighiales, Euphorbiaceae. Gene Ontology annotation, biological process: regulation of DNA-templated transcription; photomorphogenesis. Gene Ontology annotation, molecular function: zinc ion binding.